Molecule: messenger RNA, 1669 nt
Organism: Etheostoma spectabile (orangethroat darter)
Lineage: Eukaryota; Metazoa; Chordata; Actinopteri; Perciformes; Percidae
Gene: piga
Product: phosphatidylinositol glycan anchor biosynthesis, class A
Exons: 4
Coding region: 259-1080 (273 amino acids)
Biological process (GO): GPI anchor biosynthetic process
Cellular component (GO): glycosylphosphatidylinositol-N-acetylglucosaminyltransferase (GPI-GnT) complex
Molecular function (GO): phosphatidylinositol N-acetylglucosaminyltransferase activity
Source: RefSeq, a predicted model, not a curated record
CGAAUUUGAGAGACUUGUAAAACGACAUGAUGUUACACACUCCUGUACAGUAGAUGGCGGUAUGCACCUAAAAGGUAUUAUAAGAAGAAGAAGAAGCUAACUGUUAGCUCCAUGGUUAGCUUAUAUCUAACGCUAGCGAGUAGAAAUGAAUCUACAACAGCAAACUGGUUGUGUGUAUUUUGGUAUUUUCACAGGCUGGAACAGGACUGCCAUUUUUCCAAGCACUAGUGAGGUGCACAGCCAAACAAGGCAUCUACAAUGGGCCAACGAAGGCGAGCAGCAGCUGUGAAUAACCCUUCACCUCAGAGUGUCUCUGGAGCUCGUGCAGAAGUUUGCAGGGUCCCCAGCAGGAAGCACAACAUCUGCAUGGUGUCCGACUUCUUCUAUCCGAAUAUGGGAGGAGUAGAAAGUCACAUUUACCAACUAUCCCAGUGUUUGAUUGAAAAGGGACACAAGGUGGUAAUUGUCACCCACGCCUAUGGCAGGAGGAAGGGUGUCAGGCACCUGACUAACGGACUGAAGGUGUACUACCUCCCCCUGCAGGUGAUGUACAACCAGUCCACAGCCACCACCUGCUUUCACAGUCUCCCACUGAUGCGCUGGGUUUUUUUAAAGGGGAAACCGCAUCCGGGGGUUUGCAGCACACAGCUGUUUUGCCAGGGGCCCAAAUGUGGGCGUGUGUGCUUUUCUGGAGACAGUCUUUCGCCCGGAAAACUUUUUCAGGUUUUUGUUCCCCCCGCCUCCCCAAACCCCGUGUGCAAAACCUCACCCUGGAGAAAUGUUGCUGAGAGGACUGAAAAGGUGUACGACCGAGUUGCUGGAGAGGAGGUGCUUCCCCUUGACAGACGGUUACGGAGGCUGAGGGCCCACUGCGGCCCUGUGGCUGGCUCCAUCUUUGCAUUUGUUGCUGUUUUAGACUUCCUCUUCCUGCUGCUUCUGCAGUGGUGGGUUCCAGAUCGGGUCAUGGAUUUUGCUGUGGACGCCACCGGCCCUCACGGGCUGUGGAGGCAGGUACCCAGCAGGAAAGUAAGAGGACAUUCUAAAAGUGCCGUGAAGCGAGCAGCAGUGUUAACAUUGUGAUUCCUCCAUACCUCUGCCUCACUUCUAGAUGCUUAAAUGGUGUUGUAUGUUCUCCUUGGGAUGCUAACUGACAUAUGAAACGCUGCAUACUUAAUGUGCUUAUGGCAACCCUGAACAUUAUUUACAUUUACUUAUCAAAAGGGACCUUGUGUGAAAGCAUUUUAUCUAAAACAGCAGCAUUGUUUCAUACUUAAUGAUUAAAAUGGAAACCUGUGGAAUUCCUUGGAGCUUUAUUAAGCCCUUUUUUAUGUUUAGUAUAGAUAGCGCCAAACAAAAGGUGUUAACGGGCUGGUUAAUUUUACACUUAUGGGGAACAAAAAUAGCAUUAACCUAUUUUCAAUUAGAUGCAUACUUCAUUUUGAACAAUGGUUUUGUCGGUAAAGGUCACUGUUUGUGCAAAGCUGUAAUGAUAUCAGUGCAAAUUGCUUUGUCUGAUUUUUGAUAUCAUGAAUGCUUGUUGUUACAAUUCUUUUUUUGUUGCAUAAUUUUACAUAUUUACAUAUUUAUAUAACACCUGGGAGUUUUUUCAGAUGGUCGUGUGUCUUCCAGACAAUCCAUUCUGGAAAAUAAAACGUACUUUCUCAUGUUU